GCGCCUUUAUUCAAUGACUGGAGUCGUUUAUUAGUAUUCCGCUUUUGGAUAUAAUCAGUAAAUGUCGAUAAACAUAUCUAUUGACGAAACCCCAUGCGAAAUCGAAUAAGGAGUGCAAACUACAUCAAGCAUUUGCACGGUGCGGCUGCAAGCAUCUAUCUCGAGAGAAACAAACUCUAAACAGCAACUGAGAUCGGGGUACUUUUUUUCUCUUGAUGCAAAUCAACUUUUUUGUAGCAAUGAUUAUCCAGUAAAUUCCGCCUGCUUUCUACGAUUGACUGUUUCACGAUCAUUCAAAAUCCAGGUCGUGUCUCUGUGGAUUUACAUUGCCCAGUGAAUCGAAAUGUUUUUAGUGUGUAAGGGGCAAAGGUUGAGUGCUUGAAGAACGCAACUGAUUGGCUAAGGAGAUUUUUAGCUGGGAGAUACUUUGAAUAAUGUCACACCUGCUCAGGUCUUCGGGCUGUUCACUUCAAAUAACAACAGUCUGACAAGAUAGACAGAGAACAUUGAAAACCGCUCGGGUAUAAUUUUUAGCCCUUCAUCGCUUUCCAAUUGAUAUUUAGAGCAUAGUAUAUCAACAGACAUAACAGAUAUGAUUGAAGGUAGAGUUGUGCUGUCUUCAAAGCCUGAAUACGUCUUGGAUUUUGAUAAGUUCAAGCGACAAGGCGAAGAUUCCGAAAGUGGAAAUCUGAAGAGUAAGCUGCUCAAAGCUGCAAUGAAUGCAUGGAACCUUAAGCAAGACGACACAGGGUCCCUUUUAUGGGCCCUUGAGCUGUUCCAAUUGUUAACCUUGCAAAUCCAACCCAACAACCUGCCAAGAUUUCCGUAUGAAGAGAGCCAAAUUAACGUAUGGUUUUCGUACUCCAGAGACUGCAAUCAGAACUUGCCUAAUGUUAUGAUGAUCAACCUCGAUUCGCACGGGAAGGAGACGAAUGCCCAUCAUUUGCAGAACGAGCUUCAGUUUCCUGAUGGUCUAUUGGAGGAGGAUCACCGUCUCUUCUACCAUGGGACGAACCACAUGAGCGCUCAGUCGAUCUUACGAUAUGGAAUCCUCCUCGAAAAAUGCCGCCCGCGACUUGACUUUAGCGUGUCUCGUGGAUUCUACUUGAACAACAACUUUGACGAAGCGAAGAAAUGGGGAUUCAGUAGAGGGGGCGGGAGCGGGAAAUGCGCAGUUCUGGUAUACAGAAUAAAGCAGAACAUUUUAAAUGAACAAAAUCACGUGGACCUGAGGGGACAAGACAAGGAAGAAAAAUGGGGGCGAAUAGUCAGUGGAUGCAGAAGUGGCAAUAGAAUAAUAUCUGAGGGAAUAGCUAGGGAACUAAGUGGGAAGGAUUUUGUGCAAGGACCGAUAGCCGGACUAUCAAAGAGUGCAGGACAACGUAGUUUCUAUAUUAAGAAAGGCAGUUAUCAAUUGUGCUUACUGACGGAUGAUCUAGCGAGUACUUUUAAUGGUGCGCUGCAUUCUGUCGUAUUUUACACCAGCGACUAACACGCUAAGGACGGACACAAUGAGAACAUUGAGCCACAUUCAAAUGGAUGAAUGGUACAAUAAUACAUUGGGUUAUAACUUUAAACAUUGAAUUUACGAGACUAACGUUUGUUUGUGGUUAUGACUCGAUUUACAAUAAAUCAAUAGGUAAACCCAUCAA
Molecule: messenger RNA, 1652 nt
Organism: Nematostella vectensis (starlet sea anemone)
Lineage: Eukaryota; Metazoa; Cnidaria; Anthozoa; Actiniaria; Edwardsiidae
Exons: 1
Coding region: 593-1492 (299 amino acids)
Source: RefSeq, a predicted model, not a curated record